This is a messenger RNA of Manihot esculenta (cassava), 3977 nucleotides long. RefSeq names its product ATP-dependent DNA helicase SRS2-like protein At4g25120. Bases 160 to 3618 code for a protein of 1152 amino acids. Gene Ontology annotation, biological process: recombinational repair. Gene Ontology annotation, molecular function: 3'-5' DNA helicase activity; hydrolase activity; DNA binding. The transcript has 29 exons. The record is from RefSeq and is a predicted model, not a curated record. Gene Ontology annotation, cellular component: nucleus. Lineage: Eukaryota; Viridiplantae; Streptophyta; Magnoliopsida; Malpighiales; Euphorbiaceae.
UGUGCGCCCUUGGAGGGAAAGUGGAAGCGAAGGAACCGACACAAACUCUGCACUCCGACUUCACAUUUUUCAGUUAAACCCUUCGGGGGUUUCCCUUUACCCCCUUAUGCAUAGCUAAACUCAGCUCUGAUCUUCAAUCCCACAUCCAAUCGGUGGAAGAUGCCAAAGGAAAAUGGUUACGCCCCCAGCAAAGUUAUCACGGAGGAGCAGAGGGCUCGCAUUUCACAGAACUUCAGAGCUGCGAAGGCCCUCCUUUCUCGCAAACGGCCCCGUGAUUCCCCCUCUACUUCCCCUCUAUUUCCUCUCAAGGAUGCGAAGUGUACCGCAUCGCCAUCGCCAGAUCAGGUUACUAGCAUCAAAAGAGUUCCUCUAGUAGAGAUGCAAAUGAACACGCCAUCCCCGAUUCGUGCUAAUGGAAUUGAAUCAACCGGUAGUAAAGUUAGGAGUGAUUUAUGUUCCAGUAUGGCAGGAUUUGUUCCUAGGAAUGGGUUAAUUAAUAAUAUUUCCAGUUCAAGGGCAAUGAGCAUUUCUCUAGGGGACAAAUGUUCCUUGGAUUGUUUUACAACUCCUAUAAAAUAUCCAGAAUGCUUGUGUUUAAGUGAUUAUUUAUCAAAGCCCAGCAUUCUAGAUGAUGAUUUUGAUGAAUCCAUUUUGAAUGAGAUUGAUGCUAUAUGUGAGCAGAAUUCUGCUGCAAAAGUUGAAAUCCAGAGCUCCAAUAGCAGUCUUCUUGAGGAAAAUAAAUACAAAGAGGAAAAUAUUGGUUGUAAUUUUGCUAGUUCAGUGUCAGUUUCUGCAGAUGAUGAUAUGAGAACACGAGUUGCUUUUGAAUCCAGUGGUGAUUUGGUAUCAAGAAAGGAGGAAAAGGAUACUUCCCAGCUAAUUGAGCAUGGAAAUAUGCCAGAAGAAUACUCGAAGUACUUGCAGUCUUUGAACAAUAGGCAACGAGAAGCAGCAUGCAGUGAUAUUUCCGUCCCAUUGAUGAUUGUUGCUGGUCCAGGAAGUGGAAAGACUUCCACAAUGGUUGGGCGAGUUCUGAUGCUUCUCAGUGAGGGAAUUAGUCCGACAAACAUCCUAGCAAUGACUUUCACCACUGCUGCAGCUUCUGAGAUGCGAGAUCGGAUUGGAGCAGUGGCUGGAAAAGCAAUAGCUAAAGAACUUAUGAUCAGCACCUUCCAUUCAUUUUCUUUGCAACUUUGUCGUUCAUAUGCAGAGAAGUUAGGACGCACCCCAGAAUUCUUAAUCUAUGGGCAGGGACACCAGAGAAGAGCAAUCAUUGAGGCUAUGCGUCUAUUAGAAAAGCAAAAGACUGCGAUACAAAAUAUUGACGAAGCUUCUAAUGGUAUAACGUCUCCAGAACAUUUCAAGGAUAAGUCAAAGAAAUGGCAAAGGUUUGUGACUAAGGCUAAAGCUUCAGGAAAGACACCUGCAGAUUGCAAUAAAAUGGGUGAUGUGAUAGGAGCUUCAAUACUUGGGAACUACAAUGACAUUUUGCGAUCUUGCGAUGCCCUGGACUACCACGACUUAAUCAGCUGUUCUGUGAAGUUGCUCACUGAUUAUCCUGAUGUAUUUGAAGAGUGCCAGAAUUCAUGGAAAGCCAUUGUGAUAGAUGAGUUUCAGGACACAAGUGCCAUGCAAUACAAUCUUCUACGGCUUCUUGCAUCCCACAGUCAAAUAACUAUUGUUGGUGACGAUGAUCAGUCCAUUUUCAGUUUCAAUGGAGCUGACAUUUCAGGGUUUAAUUCAUUUCGUCUAGAUUUUCCAAAUUAUAAAGAGAUUAGGCUCAACAAAAACUAUCGAUCCACUCGCCAUAUUGUUGAAGCUGCAUCUUUUCUUAUUCAAAAUAAUAUGAAGCGAUGCCAGUUCAAAGAAGUCGUUACUGAUAAUUCUUCCGGAUCUAAGAUAAUCAUCAAGGAAUGUCAUAAUGAGCAUGCACAGUGUUCAUUUGUUGUUGAUAAGACCUUGGAAAUUGCAUCCAAUGGAUCACCUGAUAAACCUUCUUAUGGAAGCAUUGCCGUUCUUUAUCGGAGGCAGGCGUCGGGAAAAGCCUUCCAAGUAGCAUUUCGUGACAGAAAAAUACCAUUUAAUGUUCAUGGUGUGGCUUUCUACAGGAAAAAGGUAGUUAAAGCCAUUAUUGCUAUGCUUAGAACAACGCUGCCAGGAUGUGAUGAUGGCCCAUAUCGUCAAGUUUUCAAGGCUAUGCUUCCAUUUGAGAAGGAUGAAAAGAAGAGAGUUAUUGACCACAUCGACAAAAUCUUAACCAUUAGAAAAUGCAGCUUCAUAUCUGUUGCCAAUGACGUCUUUAGCGCAAAGCUCUCUGGUACCUUUAACAGGAGUCAACUCAGCCAGGGACGCAAAGUGUUGUUGACUCUGGAGAUGAUAUCAAAGCUUGUUCAAAGGGAACAGUCAAUUUCAGCAGUCAUAACUUCAGUGGCCAAUAUGGUACCUCAGAAAUACCUUCUUGAGCAACGGGCAGUGGUUGAUGUUGAUGGAGGCAAAUUGUUGAAUGAAGAAAAUGACCUCAGAUCUGUGCUUCAGUACUUAUUGGAUGAUGUCUCUGAUUUUUUAUCAAUGCAAUGUGCUAAGAAAGGAGAAGCUGGAGAUGUGAAAGAAGAAGAGAAAGGUUGUCUUAGAUUACUCAAAGCUUUUAUUGACUACAUAACUGAGCGAGAGAAAGAAAAUUUUCGUUCCCGGAGACAUGAUAAUGAAAAUUCAGUUACCUUGACUACCAUCCAUCAGUCUAAAGGUUUGGAGUGGGACAUUGUUUUCAUUGUAAAGGUAAAUGAAUCUGAAAUUCCUUUAUUACAUGAAUCCAAUGGCACUACGAAGGAAAAUGGGACAUCAAUUGAAGAGGAAAGACGUCUGUUAUACGUGGCAAUGACUCGCGCUAGAAAGAAACUAUUCAUUCUGUAUGUCAUGAUGGAUUCAAAUUGGCAGAUGCUUCAACCAUCGCGUUUUCUCAAGGAGAUUCCAGAUCAUCUUCGGGAGAUUCAGGCUGAAGUAUGUCUACGAGAUUUACAAACAAAACCUCAAGAUAUUCCAAAACAACCUGUCAACAUUACCACUAAUCUACCAGGAGAAAAGAAUUCUUCUGAAGUUGACAUGGAGCCCAAUGAUUCCCUCAACAUUCAAAUCAAUAAUGCCUCCAAGGAAAUAACAGAGCCGGUAGAUGCAUGCAAUGGAAAUAUUUUCUUAAAAAGAUUCUCUGUGGAGGACAGAUCAGUUGUUUCUCACUUGUUCCACAAAUGGGCCAAGAAGCAAGCAUUUCAAAACCCUAAGAGGUUACUUGACAAGGUUGGCUUUGUUAUUGAUGAACGUCUAAGAAUCAAGAAAAGCAAGCACAAGGAUGUUUUGCAUGCUUUGAAACCUUGCUUAAGCAGUGAGGAAGCCUUCCAAUAUGCGGAAUAUGUGCUGAGAUGGGAGCAAAUUCCUGCAGAUGAACGUGCCCAUUUGAUGCGGGAGAAGCAGGAGUACUUUCAGAAAUUAAGGAUUGAGAAUUCGAUGAGUACAUCAGCGCCAACAGCUAAACAGAUUGGGUUUCUGCAGAAUUUGGGAUGCACUGUGGUCCCCAUAUCACGUCUCCAUGCCUCACGUUUGAUCGAGCAAUAUAAAUCAUUGUAACCAUGUAAACAUAGUUGGCAGUUCCGGUGGCUUUAUUAUCGGAAGCCUACUUGAGGGAUUCUAACGUCUCAAGGUUUGAGCCCAGUAUUUGAAUCCUUCAAUUCAAUGGACUGUAAAUAAUUAUGACAUGACCAUCUAAUGAAGUUUAGAGACUGUCAAUGAGGUGCAGUUCUGCAUUGAUUAUUUCCUAGCCAUUCUGUGCUCGCUGUGUAAAAGGUUUUACCAGAGUGCUUAUCGUACAGAUCAUGGCAAAUUUAACCAUAGGUGCUUGGGAAGGUUUUGGGUCUUCCCUUGUGCGGGUUUUGUUGUUUCUUUGGACUCGUACGUUGGAAAAAAGUAUGAUUGGGUUUUUGAGUAAA